AUGGCGCAACGAAUGUCGAGAAAAUAUAGCUUAAAAUUUUCUCAACUCUUAAAAGUGGUCUCACUUAUUGCUAUUCUGCCGAUAACUCACGGAAGUCUUUUAAAAAGAACUUUGCGAGAAGAGCACAAUACUGAAAAUAAACUAUUGGAUACCAAGGGGAGAGAAUUCAACUACAAACUGAUCAGAAUUCCCAAAGAUAUCAGACCACUACACUAUGAUUUAUUCCUACACCCAAAUCUAGAUUCCUUACAUUUCGAGGGAAAAGUUAAAAUCCUAUUACGUUGUUUCAAGUCGACAAAUCGAAUAAUAUUCCAUAUGAAGGAUCUCAAAACGAAGAAUAUAAACGUUCUCGGCGAUAAAGAUGCUGAAAUUAAGGUGAAAGACGUAUCCGAAAAUAAGGAAAGGAAUUUAGUGAUAUUACAGUUAGACGAAGAUUUGAAAAAGGAUAAGGAAUAUAGUCUCGCGAUGGAUUUUAAUGGAAAACUGGCUGAUAAUAUGGAAGGGUUUUAUAAGAGCGAAUACAAAACAAAGGAUGGGGAGAAAAGGUAAAUAAUCAUAGUACUUUCUCCCGUAUGAAUACCAGGAAAAUGAGGGAUGAUCCUUUCCGAACAUCUACGUAGAUAGUCUAAAAAAGUUGGCAAUAAUUUCAGAUUCAUUUUGACAUGCCUUAAAAUAUUGGUAGGUCACGGACAUUGUCCGACACCUUCGUGAAAUUGUCGGACGUAGAAACCAUUGGACAUUCUGUCCGACCUGAGUUGGACAUUCUGUCCGACCUCAGUGAAACUGAGGUUUAUUGUUUGCCCGUCCCGAGUGAAUUGGUGUCCGACCUAACUGUAACUUUGUCCAACAUAAAUCAAAAUCACAAAAUAUACCCUAGUCCUAGGACUAGAGGCUUGUAUGUUAAAUGCAGAGUAGUGUAAAAAAAGUGAACUGCAAAUGUGUAAUCAAGUGCGGAAUUUUCACCGUGGGGUUCGGAAAUUCAUUGCCAAGAUUCAAAUGACUUUUCCAAAUUGUGCUGAUGUUAAUUUGUGUCUGUGUCGGCUUUCCUCUAGACCCCUUAGGGGAGACUAUAGCUAUUCGUUAUGACAGUUCAGAAAUGAAAGAGCUAUCAGUCAAGAGACGUUUAAACUAGCUCUAUCAUUGUUAAUAUUUUUGUUCAAAGUUUAUUUCAAAUUAUUUCCAGAGUGCUGGCGACAACACAAUUCGAGCCAGUCUAUGCUAGAGGUGCUUUCCCUUGUUUUGAUGAGCCUGAAUUCAAAGCCACAUUUGAGAUCAAGAUAUUGAGAAACGAGAAACAUCGUUCAAUCUCUAACAUGCCUCUGUUGAAGUCGACAAAACAAGAUGGACUUUUCCUUGAUCAUUUUGAAAAAUCCGUGAAAAUGAGCACUUAUCUUGUCGCUUUUGUUGUUAGCGAUUUUAAAUUCACUGAAACCAAAACGAAAACUGGAAUAAAAGUAAGAGUCUGGAAGAAUAUACAAAAUAAUAUAUAUUUUCUUCUUUUAAACAGCUCUAGUUCCAAACUAACAUGGGUUAAACUGCUUUUAUUCUUAUACUUCAUCAUUUUCAAUCCUUUGUUAUUUCCAUCUUCUUCUGAUCUCUUCAUUCCAUAAUGUCUCUGACCAGCUCUCCUUCAUCUCCUCUUAUUACGUGUCCAUACCAUGUCAACCUUGCUUCCCUCACCUUCUCUGCAAUGUCUACCACAUCUUCUUCUGAUCUCUUCAUUCCAUAAUGUCUCUGACCAGCUCUCCUUCAUCUCUUCUUAUUACGUGUCCAUACCAUCUCAACCUUGCUUCCCUCACAUUCUCUGCAAUGUCUACCACUCCACAUCUUCUUCUGAUUUCUUCAUUCCAUAAUGUCUCUGACCAGCUCUCCUUCAUCUCUUCUUAUUACGUGUCCAUACCAUCUCAACCUUGCUUCCCUCACCUUCUCCGCAAUGUUUACCACCCCACAUCUUCUUCCAAUCUCUUCACUCCAUUCCAUUCCAUUCCUGACAGGCUCUCAUAAUUGUUCUUCCCAGGUUCGUGUGUGGGCGAAAGAAGACGCUUUGGAACAAACGAAAUUUGGCCUGGACGUUGCUCAACAUGUUUUGACGUACUACGAGAAAUUCUUUAAUAUAAAAUAUCCACUGCCAAAAAUAGGUACGUGUCAUAGAAACGUAACUAACCUUACUUAAACUGGAUAGCUCUAUCAGUUUAUAAACUUUUCUCGCUAGAAAUGAUAUGGCUGAAGUUAUAAUCAGACAACUGCAUAUUUGAGAAACCGAACCCCAUGACACAGAGUUGUCACAAACCACUGUGUUUAGUUUAUUGUUCAGUUUACUGAGUUUCUCAUUUAUUGAUUGGUGAGCGGAUUUCCCAACAGGCUAUUACCCAAUUGAUAGGGGAUCCAAGGUACCUACGAUUAAUUUAACUUCCUUAUCCGAGAAGACACGAAAGUCUAACCAUUUACUGAAUUACUGGUGUCAUUGUAAAUGUAGCACUUUCUCUCCAAUGGACCUUUCCCCUUAUAACUAAAAUUUUGAUCUAGACAAAAAUUUCAUCACAGCUUGAAAGAGCAUCACACAAUUAGUAAUAUUGCAAAGUUUCGUUGCAAAAUGUUGUAAAAUAUGCGGAUAAUAUAGCCUUGCGAAGUUUGCCAAACUGAUUAUCAAUUUCCCAUUUGUAAUACAAAAUUACUGAAAAACGGCAAAUUUCGCAAGGCUAUAUUAUCCGCAUUUUACAACAUUUCGCAACGAAACUUCGGAAUAUUACUAAUUUUGUGACGCUCUUUCAAGCUGUGAUGAAAUUUUUGUCUGGACUUGUGUAGAUCAAAAUGUUAGUUACAAGGGGAAAGGUCCAUUAUUUUAAGACCUUGAGUAGAGGUGCCACCAAGGAUUAAAUCCGGCUCUCCCAGCUUGAAAGAAAUGUAUAUCUCAAUUGAAACAGGCUAGAAAAAAUCUUGAUCCGCAAAUUAACCACUCUUUAAUUUUCUUCAAAAACUUAGAUCUUAUCGCAGUCCCUGAUUUCCUUGCUGGCGCAAUGGAGAACUGGGGAUUAAUGACAUUCCGUGAGAAUCUUCUCUUGUUCAAUCCCAAGUCAGGCAGUGCCGGUGACAAACAACUCGUUGCAAUCGUCGUCGCACAUGAGUUGGCACAUCAGGUAUUAUAUGUUAAAUACAUUGUAUGGGUUGUAUCUAGAGACUCGGUAUCGGUUUAUGAUAUUGUGGUAUACAAGGGUGCAUACUUCACCACAUACUAAUUUGCUAAAAGAUAUUGAAAAAACGUUUUCUGCGAGCGUUACAGUUUAUGCGCGGUUCAACUGCGAUCUCAUAGCGGCAAGACUGCGGUUAGCUGCCUGUAGUUUAACUGUAUGCACAAUCUAAUGUGACAAUUUAUUACUUACAAGGGUGACAAGGUUUCAAAAACAAUAGGUAGCCAUUUUCCUAUUAAAACUUGGGUCUCUAUAUUUGCUGAUAUAGAGUUCUAUACGCUUGUCAACAGGAUCACUGUUCGCACUGCUUGUUCCCAGAUGUUGACAAGUCUGGAACAAGUUGGUAUCAUCAAGUAUCAAGUCUGGAACAAGUUGUUAACAUGUUGAUGACAACAAGCUUGUAGCAACUUGUUACGAGCAGCCUGUAUUAGUCUUGAUGGAACAACUUGUAAGCAAGUCUGUUACCGUCAUGAACCUUGUAACAAGGUGAUAACAACUUGUUCCAGACUUGUCACAACAACUGGGAACAAGCAGUGCGAACACAUCCUGAUAUCGGCGUGACAACAACCUUGUUGCAACUUGUUUGCAAAUCUGUUACAACCACAGCGCAUUUUUAUGUGUGUAGUCAAUUAACGGUUGAUGCAAGGAUUGUGAUGUUCUGAACAAUCGUAAUUUUUUUCAGUAAAAAAGUUUAAUUUAACACUUUUAGUGGUUUGGCAAUCUGGUGACAAUGAAAUGGUGGAAUGAUCUAUGGUUAAACGAAGGUUUUGCAAAUUACAUUGAGUAUGUUGGUACAAAUGAUUACGCUAAAGAGUGGAGGGUGGUGAGUGCUUCACCAUCUUUAUUUACAUCUCCUGAAUAGACAAUCAAUGGAUCUUAUCAUUUUUGCUCGGACUUUAGGGGCUAGGCCGUGAAUUCAAUGUGAAUCAACGGAUGAUCCUUACUGGACAUCCAGGAAGAACAGUUUAGAACUGAUAGAAUUCUAGUAUAAGGUUAGUCUGUUUUGUUUAUGAUAAACUAACUAACCAUUUGUUUUUUAAUUAGCUCGAUCAGUUUGCAUCAGAUACAUUCCAAUCUGCUCUGGAAUUUGACAGUAUUCUCAACACUCAUGCAAUAUCAGUACCAGUUGAUAACCCGGCUCAGAUAAAUGAAAUAUUUGAUGGCAUAUCUUAUGACAAGGUUCGUUUAUACAUUAUAGAAAAUUCACUCUUGAAAUCUCCACCUACAAAAUCCUUCACCAUUAGAUCAAUCGGGUGAGCAAAAAAAUCCUGAUAAACAACAACGUCAACAAGGCCAUGUUGUCUUUCUCUAGGGUGCUUCAGUUAUUCGUAUGUUGAGAAGUUUCCUAGGUGAUCGUGCAUUUCGCAAAGGAUUAGAGGUAAUGCUAUCAUGUAAAUGGAAAGAAAAUUUAAAAAACUCUUCGUGAACUAACGGUAUGAAGAUUUUGAUAUUCAAAUUGAUAUACACUAAGUAUGCAAUUAUUAAUUUACGUUUUCUAUUUUAGCAUUACUUGAAAAAACAUGCUUAUGAAAAUGCUGUCGCAGAUGAUUUAUGGGCCGCAUUUAGCAAGGUAGUGUAGUAUGCCAUUGUUUUAGAACGAUAGUAAUUCAUUGUUUUAAAACAAUACCCAUUGUUCCAAAAACGAUAUACAGGGCCAUAUAGGGUUAUCCCAAAAAAUCUAAAUGAAAUAACGUAUUUUUAGAAUUUGAAUGCCCUAGUACUAAGCUGAACGCAAGACAGGGUGCAUAUAUUAAAUAUUGACUUAUUAAGAAAUUAAAAUAUCUUUGUAAAGCGCACGGUUUUCUGCUCUUGGGAAUUUAAAGCAGCUUCUUAAACAGUUUAUUUAUGAGCAGAGUGCUGAGCCAUUCAAAUUCUAACAAUACGUUAUUUCAAUAGUUUUGGGUUUUUUGGGACACCCUGUACUAGUCAACAUUAUCACAGAACAAUACAUAAUUGAUUGUCUUUGAACAAUAACUAUUGUUCCAGAACAAUAGUAUGCCAUUGUUUUAGAACAAUAGCUAUUUUUCCAAAAGAACAGUUAAAAAUUGUCUCUAUAUUUUACAACUAGGUCAGUUCCUUGGACGUGAAAGCUAUCAUGGACAGUUGGAUCAAGCAGAAAGGCUAUCCAGUGGUCUCUCUGAGAUCGUCUUCACUCUACCUUGAUAAAGAUAAACCGGAACACGGCAUUGAUGUCGUGCAAGAAAGAUUUCUUAUCGAUCCUUCUUUGGACAAACAUCAAAGGAAAAAUGAAAUCGGGGACAAGAAAUGGUACAUUCCGCUGACAUAUAUCACUCAAGAUUCGGAUAAAGAACAUAUCGUGUGGAUGAAUCACACGUCACGUAAGUAAAGUCCUGGAAAUAGUGUUUGUUGUCUUCCAGACAUGUUUCCCAGAAAUGGAGAAAUUGCAAAAACAAUUUGACUCAAAAGCUCACGCUGUAUCUCAGGUCUCUACAUAUUACUAUCUAGGCACUUCAUUUCCACUCAAGAAAACAGGAUGGUUGAAAGCAAACGUAGGUCAUAUGGGAUUAUACCGCGUCAAUUAUGAUCACGAAAACUGGGAACUACUUGGUGAUCAGCUCACGCAUAACCACAGGGUUAGUAGAGGCCAAGUUAAAGUGGCACUGCUGUGUUUCUCAACUACACACGCAAGAAAUCUCACAUCAUGUAGCAAGUCUGCCAACAAGUUGUGUUCGCACUGCUUGUCCCAAGUUGUUAACACGUAUGGAACAACUUUUUAACAGUCGUAUAAUAACCUUGUUAAUAUUAUCAGAAUUGUUGCAAGGUUGUUCCAAUAAGUCCGAUAUAGUCAUGAUAUCACAAUAUUGUUACAACCUUGUGUCAUCAACCUUGUAACAUUCUUGUUAUACCAUGACUGUAUCAGACUUGUUAGAACAACCUUGUAACAAGUCUGAUAAUGCCAUCAAGCUUGUUACAAGUUGUUACAACAGUUUGUUCCAAACUUGUUACACAACUACUUAUUUAUGGCCUCAGGAUUUUUUUUUUCUCUCGUUAUUUCAUUCAGGCGUUCAGCGCGGUAGAUCGUAGUGGCUUACUGGAUGAUGCUUUUAAUUUGGCGAGGUGAGAUGAUCAAAAAAUUUGCUACGUCUUCAUAUCUUGAAACAGUAAAAUUAAAUGAACGAGUUAAACAACAAAAUUGAUUUACCAACAAAUUAACGAAUUAAGUGAAAUGAAUAAAAUUAUUCCUUUUUCCAGAGCUGGUUUACUACCAAUGACAGUGCCGCUAAAACUAACUCAAUAUCUUAACAAAGAAACUGAAUAUUUCCCAUGGUCAAGUGCGCUCAGUUCUCUCGCCUUUAUUGGUUCAAUGAUAUCCAGGACGGAGUCUUAUGGCUUGUAUGAGGUGUAGUAUUAAAAUAAAUUUAUCGUAUGUUUAGAACAGUUUGACUUUCCUAUCAAUAAGAAAUUAUCCAUACUGGACCUCUAGGAAGAACUGUCUAGAGCUGAUAGAGCUAUCCAGUAUAAGUAAAAGUAGUUUACUUCAGUGUAGUGUAGCAUUAAAAUAUAUUUUAUCAAUGAGCUAGUGAAUAUCCUGCCUCAAAUUUUCUAGAAAUAUCUUGUGAAGAAGUUAAAGCCCUUGGAGUUGUCUUUGAAAUGGGAAGAUAAGGGAACAAUACUAGACAAGUAAAGAAAUAUAUUUUAUCCGUGAGACGGCUGGGACAUGGCUCAAAUAAUGUUAGAGUGAUCUAUUCACUAUUUGAAUCAGGAUAUAUAAAAAUAAGCUGCCGUAGUUCGUGUCUGAAUUGCCUGAAAACACUUUUCCUUUCGUCAUUGGAGGUUCCUGGGUCACUAAGCUAUGCAGGGCAUGGUCGCUGAGCUCCAUGAGGUCUGGGCUUAUGGACCCGCAUACCCGUCAGUAUUGACCAGAUAAAUAAAUUUCAAUCCUGAAAGAUAUGACCAAGGUAGGGGGCUAAAUUUAGAGUACUACCUACACUGGACCACCACACCACGUUUGAGAUAUCUUUUUCAGGUAGUUCAGACACAAACCACGGCAGUUUAUUGAAGAAUACUACCUACACUGCACCACCACGUUUGAGAUAUCUUUUUCAUGUAGUCCAGACACAAACCACGGCAGCUGAUUGUAUGUACCCCUAUAUUAUGUUUGAGUAUAAUAAACAUAUUCUACCGUUCUUAAGGUAUCUGCGAACGAGCGUGUUAAGGUCUCUGUGUGCACAUGGCGAUCAAGGCUGUAUUGAUAUCACACAAGAACUUUUUACCAAGUUUGUUGACAACGAUGAAACGUAAGAUUUGUACACUUUCCUACAUUUAAUUGUAUUACACACGUAAAAACAAGUUGUAACAAACUUGCAGCAGACUUGUAGCAAUGCUGUUGAUCCAACAACUUGCCAACAGGAUGUGUUCGUACUGCUUGUUCCCAGCUUGUUGACAAGUUGUCGAUAUGGCUUGCUUUGAGCUCAACAGACUUGUUACAAGUUGUUCCAACAACUUAUUAUCGUCCUGUAAUUCAACAAUUUGUCAACAAAUUUUGAGUGACAACCUUGUAGCAACUUGAUAAAAUAACAGCAUUGUUACAACUUGUUGGCAAGCGGGUUACAAGCCUGUUGCGAAUACAUAUAGUUGACAAGUUGUGAGAUAUUUACGUGUGUAUGUGGUGGUAAUUAUUAAUUUUAUUCCAUAUUCUGGACAGACUUUCAAUAGCGCCUCAUCUUCGUGCAACUGUGUACUCAACUGUGAUAAAACAUGGUGGAACUACGGAAUGGGAAUUUCUGUGGUCAAAAUAUCAAGAAAGUGACGCAACUCAUAAAGGCAAAAUAAUGUUGGGAUUAACUUCGACAAGACAACCUUGGCUAUUGCAGAGGUUAAGUGACAAUGAUAGACUGAUCCGAAAAAUAAUUGUUAAUCUUUUUUCUUCCGAACUUAAUUUUAACCAACGUUAUAUCACUGCUGCCUUAUACUUAUAUAGAGUACUUCAAGCUAACUAUAAAAUAUAAAUAUGACACCAUUAAAUAUUAAAAGUACCGAGGGUUUUGCACAUUUUAAAGGUCUAUAAAAUUUCGCUUGCAUCAAUAUUAAACAUUUAUUGCCUUAAAUAACAGUUUCCGUUGAAAAAUUGUUUAUCAGCCUUGUGAUGCAUAAAAUAUAAAAUAAUGUAAAAGAAGAUUUGACUAAUAUAUAUAACUGUCCAUUUGUAGACUGCUAGACAAUGCACUCACAGGCUCAAAAAUCAGAAAACAAGAUAUGUUAUCUGUAAUCCUUGGUGUCAGCCGUAAUCCUGUGGGGAGGCUUCAAGCAUGGGAUUUCUAUAAAGCAAACUUUGACAAAAUCGUAAAACGGUAAGAGUGAAAAUACGGUAUCCGAGAUUAUAUUCAUGGACAAUAUUCAAUUUGGAAACUUACAAGUUUACUGAGCUUAAAACUGCUCUACACAUGUAAAAACUCACCAGUUAUUACAGGUCUGCAAACAAGUUGCUACAAAUCUGUUCACAAGCUGUCGACAAGUUGUGUUCGUACUGCUUGUUCCCAAUUGUUGUAAUAAGUUUGGAACAAGCUGUUAACAACUUGUAACAAGCUUGAUGGCAUUAUCAGACUUGUCACAAGGUUGUUCUAACAAGUCUGAUACAGUCAUGAUAUAACAAGAAUGUUACAAGGUUGACGACACAAGGUUGUCACAAUAUUGUCACAUCAUGACUGUAUUGGACUUGUUGGAACAACCUUGCAACAAGUCUGAUAACAUCAACAAGGUUGUUACCGAGUUGUUCCAUACUUGUCAUAAUGUCCAACAAUUUACCGGUGGCGAAAAGUCGUCUGGCGUUAAAGUAGCAAAGUAGGGCGCAUGAGAACACAUUGCGGUUUAAUGGUCGGCAAGAAACAAUAAAUUGCAUGCUAAAUAAUAUUUUUAUUCACCAUAAUAAUUGCACUAAUAUUCAUAUGGAGUUAGAUAUGGUGAAAAGUCACUGUGAUUAAGAACUGACCAAAGAAUUUCUUAUGUUUAUAUAGCGUGGGUGAAGAUUCCAGUGACUUUGGAAUAAUGUUACAAAGAUUAACGGACACUUUCAACGACAAAUACCACUUAGAUGAGGUGAAUGAAUUUACUUGUGUGAAUUUAUCUUUUAACGUACUUACACUACAGGGCAUUUGAAAUAAAACUUGGCAUAACUCUACAGUACUUUUCCCAUAUAUACUUUUUCUAUAAUGGUUUUCAUUUCGGAAACGUUUUUGAUGAUCGAGAUAAUUGCGCGAUAUCAGUUAAAUUAAGGAAACAUUCUCAAAGUCUACUUAGUACUUUUCAAAAUUGGAAUCUUACUCAGGUCAAAACUUUUGCUGACAAUAAUAUUGAAUAUAAUUUACGCAUUGACAACUAUUUCUAAACUACUAUUAUAGUAUUAUAUAAUGAACAUACUACAAAAUAAAGGUCUAGUUUUAUUUUGAAGACAAAACGAUGUAUUUCUUUCCAGAAAGUGAUUCCACACAAAGAUAGUACCCUUUCAAUACAGAAAUUACGAGCUAUAUUAACUAUUAAGUUCCGCAAAACUGCAUGAAAAACCUAUAGUUUUUCGCUGUUCGACAAAACGUCUUAUAAGCUAACUGGUGAAAAACAUAAAGCCUUUUCUUGUUAUUUUCUAGGUGAAAGAAUUUAUCAAAAAGCACUCGUCUUUAUUCAGUAAUACUCGAGCUGGCAAGAAAGCUGUGGAAAGUAUUAAGACAAAUAUACACUGGAUGAAAUCACAUUAUACCACGAUAUUUAACUGGCUCAAACAAAUCAACAACGAAGAAUACUAAAUAAUGCAAACUCCAUGAUAAAUUAACGAAGAAAUAUGCGUCAUUACAUGACAUAGGUAGUGGAAGUCAAAUUUGAACCUCUUUAAUAAGCAGAAGUUUGUAUUAGUCGACUACCAACAACUUCCAGACCGGAAGGGUCGGAAAGUCGAAGUUCUUUUAAUAAUUUUUCAGGUAUAAUUGCAUCGUCUAAACAAGUUCGCAUGCAGUGUAUAUAAAAUGUGUACCAAUUUGGCAAACGUUUGUGCUGAUCACGUGGCUUAUAUCCAAUUUACAACUUUGAAAAGCUCGCAUGUCUAGCUAUAUUAUUCCAGUAUGCUGAAGCAUGGAAUGUAAUACAGGCGUAUUAACAGGUGUAAUACAGGCGUAUUUUCAACCAUUGGUAGGUUAUAAAUUAAAACUAAAUGUUGCCCCCCCCACCCCCCCAAUACUUCGCGAAGUGUGCGCAGAUGUAUCAAACCAAUAGAUCUAGAUGUAACAUACAUGCAUAUAUGGUAGAAUAACUCGUAUUCGCGCGGUAAGAGAAUUCGUG
Messenger RNA from Paramuricea clavata, 10475 nucleotides. The record is from the annotation of a GenBank genome assembly. Lineage: Eukaryota; Metazoa; Cnidaria; Anthozoa; Malacalcyonacea; Plexauridae.